AUGCAGCAGUGUUUCAGUAUGGCAGGUGCACCCAUCCUCAGCCUUCCUAUCCAUUUCCUCACUGCAGGCUCUCCAGCCAACAGCAGCAGUGGUGCUGCCCGCUUGUUUGCAAAUCCCAGCGUCUCAUCUGGAAGUGCUCCAGCUGUGGGGAGCUCUGCUGCUGCCUCCAGUCCUCCUGCCCUCGGGGUGACGUCCUCCCACAGCUGUCCCCAUCCUGUUGGCACUGGGGAUUCUGCAGCUCCAUCUGCAGCCUCACUUAACGCUCCUGGAACGGCCGCUGCGUGGACUUCAGGGCUUCCGGGCCCUAUGAGCCCUGCUGCAGCGAAUCCUUCCAGCACCGCUCUGAUUGCUGUCGCUGCUCCCAAGGCAGCUAGAACCUUGUCAGGUGCAAGCAGUGCUUUGGCCGCACCAACUGCCAGUGCCUCUGCACACAGCACCGCGUCUGCGCCUCCUGCAUCCCCACACGGCAUCAGGCAGUCACACACACCGAGGAGUGAAUUAACAGCCACAGAGAAGAAGCAGUUGAGAGCCAAGAAGUUCACGCUAGGAAAGGUCCCUCUGAAGCCACCACCAGCAGACCUUCUACAAGAUAAGGAUUUAAGUUAAUUCU
Molecule: messenger RNA, 610 nt
Organism: Lagopus muta (rock ptarmigan)
Lineage: Eukaryota; Metazoa; Chordata; Aves; Galliformes; Phasianidae
Product: nucleoporin NUP42-like
Source: RefSeq, a predicted model, not a curated record